Messenger RNA from Myxocyprinus asiaticus (Chinese sucker), 3257 nucleotides. RefSeq lists its product as uncharacterized. The transcript has 5 exons. Lineage: Eukaryota; Metazoa; Chordata; Actinopteri; Cypriniformes; Catostomidae. The record is from RefSeq and is a predicted model, not a curated record. Bases 286 to 1038 code for a protein of 250 amino acids.
AUAGGUUGAGCGAAGAAGGAAGGAGGCAAACUUCCGGUUUGGUGCGUUGCCGUUGAAUAGGGACCAUAGAACAUAAUUGAAAAGAAAGUGCGGUAGACAGUUGGCAUAACUGAAAGAGAAUUAAAAAAAUAUACAGUGCACCUCAGUAUUGUUUUUAGGACUUUUAAAUAAAUGUUGCGUAUGGUUAUAUGGCCUAGGGGCUUAGUGACGGAAGCAAUCGGGUUAGCUGAUCAGUCGUCGAUCGAUCGGUAUUAGGGAGUGCACGAGCUCUGCGCGCGGUUGAACAUGGGGACGAGAUCGAGCCGUUUACAUGAGGAGGCUGUUUCCUCGCCUUUCGAUAAAGAUGGCAUCAAGAGAGAGUCCUGUCGACGAAUCCGCAGCACCAGGCCCACCAGUCUUAUGGUGGAGUUCUCCGGUAGCUUCGACCAUGAAUCAGAGGCAAAGGAGGAGGGCUGCGACUCGGAUACCGGGCAGCAGGCGAGCAGCGACGGCAGCCCCGCAGAUGGCCACAUGUCGCCGUCGCUGAGCAGCCAGGUCUCGCCGACUGACGAGAAUGGAGGCGAUGAGAAACGCGAGGAGGAUGGCAGUCUGGGAGGCCCUGUCAACGGGGAGGAAAUGGGCCGUGCACCGCAGCGCACUUUCUCGGAGCGUUUGCCCGCUGGACGCCAUUCUUCCUGGAGCGGCGUCACUGCCAGGUCUGCACGGGUGAGAGGGACCAACGCUCGACCGGUGUCCGAGGCGUGGAUCGGCCUCUAUAGAGUCAACAACCGCCACGGUGCUAUUCGUUGCCCCUUCUGCACCAAGCCGUUCCCUGGAGGGCGGAUUGAGGACCACCUUUUAAGUUGUCUCACUUCUCCACCUCUUCCUUAUAACACGGAUGUGCUGGCUAAGGACAGUGGAGAGUGCUCUAUCUGUCUUGAGGACCUACUGCAGGGAGAGACCAUCGCCCGACUUGCCUGCCUGUGCGUCUACCAUAAAAGCUGCAUUGACACUUGGAGCAAAGUGAAGCCGAGCUGCCCUGAGCAUCCUUUUGAUUGAUUCAUGUGUCCAUGUGCAAUGACACUUUGACUCAGGAGACAAUACCCCCUGCAGGAGCAUAUAUUGUAUUAUGAGAGGAUUGAGAAAAAGACACAAAUGAACAAAACAAAUAACAAGCAUCAAAACCUUUGGCCAACUGGAUCAGUCUGGCUCGAGGAAGCCUGGAUUUUACUAUCUGAUGUGACUCUUGAAACUUGGUUUAUAUCUGCUCUAAAGCACCUGUCUGUAUGGCAGGUAUGCUCUGCUUGCCUUUCCUCUCUUAACUCUUUACUAUAAAGCUCAGAUUGAGAUGGAACCUUCACAUAAGAAAAAUUAUAUUUAAAUGGAGAAAAAAGUAACAAAUGGAACAUCUCUUCGUGGAUAUCUUGGUCUCCCUCUGUGGGAUGGUGUUUGGGUUUCUCAUACUAUUGAAACACUGUCAUUUUUGCUGGGUUUUUGGGCUUUGUGUUUGGUUUUGUGCAGCAUGCUGGGAAAACCGCAGCUGGUGUUGCAAUGGCUUGAACGAGUUAGCUACUUCCUGAAUUUGUUGAGUUUCUCGGGCAGAUCCUGGAUUAAAAGGAAUUAGUUGUACAUGCGUAAAUAUUGCACAGGAUUACAUAUGAGGCAUGAUGUUUUUUGUAUUUUGUAUUUUGAAUUAUACUAAAUGAUGUUUCGGGAUGUUUUCUUUAUUGGUUUUCCUUUUUUGUUACUAUAAAAACAUUUCAAAGGCAGAGUGAUAUUUCCCGUAGAUUCAUUAAAUUUAAAUUCAUGCUACCAAGUGUAGUCACUUUAUCCAUAUAAUUGAGGCAAAGACUAAACUCGCUCUUGUUAACCCAUUAAGCUCUUUUAAACCUCUUGGUCUGAAAGCUUUUGUUCGGUUGAACUGUACAAUGUUAACAGACCCAAGCAAUACUUCCACUAGUAGUUAGAUUAACGACUGUAUCAUUGGUUGCAGUGAAGUGUGUAUAAGUGUGUGCUCCUAUAUUUUGAUGCUGAUGACCUGACUUGGUUCAAGGCUUCAUGUAUUAGGCUUGGAGGGCAGGUUUGGCUUGAUUUGUGUGCAGGAGAUGAAUGCAGACUGUGAACAUUCUGAAAUAGGAAUAUGCUUUUCAGAUGUUGUAGACCUAGAUAGUACAAGGCCUUCUCUGCUAUGUUGUAUGCAUGUGAAUCAAGCCAUCUGUGGUGUGGAGAUGUAUGUCAGGCACAUUAACGCCAAGUGGCGCAUACCUAGUCUGAGGAUGGUGAUUUGGAACAGGUGAUAGUUAUGACAAUGUUAUUGGCCCCAUGAAUGAACAAUGAACAGGAGUAAAUACAGCGGAGAGGCAAUACUCUUGGGGGGGCCAGCACAGAGAUGCUGGUUAAAUAUUUUUAAAGAAGAUCUUUCAGAUGAAAUGUUUAUGGGGUUUCUUGAUUGUGGGUGUUAUGUUCUCAGUUUUAUUGUCUUGUAGUGUUCAGUUGGUCUGUUACCUUUUUGCCUUAUCUUGAGGGUUUAUAUUUGGAGCUUUGAUUUGAAAGAGGUUUUCUGAGGCUUGUCGGUAAAGCACUGAAGGUUGCUUACCUCAUCAGAGGGAUAUCAUCUCCAAUCGCUCCUACCUUUGAAAGUAUUGUAAUGUGUUUCCUUUAGAGGAGAGUCAAACGGUUCUUUUCUUUUUGAAAAUAAAUCGUUUGAGUCAAAGGAAAGAAUCAUCUUUACAGUUACAUUUGUUUAGUGUUUAUGGUGUAGUACAUUUUGGAGUGGACAGUGGAGGGAAGUGUUGUCAGAGUAUUUUGAAAAUCUUUUAAGCUCUGUAAGUUAGCUUUUGCCCUUUAACUUAAGUGGUGCCAUACCUCAAUAUUUCCAUAUUAACUAUACUAAUUUGAGCUUUGCUAACUCCAAAGGUAGUGUUUUUUUUCCUUCAAAUAUGAUUACAUUUACAGUAUAAAUACCAUAGAAAGUUGUGUAAUUAUUCAGUGCUAGGGUAGGUAUUUACCCUCUUGAUCCUGUGUUUUGACAAUGGUUGGUCAAAGAUGAAUGCGGUGGGAAUGUUCUUAUAAUGCGUAUAUUCACAUCCCCAGACACAGACAAUCUGCCUUCAUUCUGCUAAAGAACAAUUGAGUAUUUAUUUAUUAAAGUGUAAAUAUGUAUUUCAAAAUGGCUUUGUCUUUUGUUUGUCCAUGAUGUUGUUUCUAUGCCUAAAACUUUUGUAUGUCUGAGAAAAAAUUUUAUAUGUAUUUUUUACAAUAAAUAUGCUUGUGUGUGA